UGCUUUGUUCACCCCAGCAUUGUUUGCAUCCCUCGUGGGAUGAUGCUCUAAUAUAUUCCCAAUAGCAGCGGAUUCCAUGGUGUCAUUGGGACCAAUGUACCACAUGGUCUUUAAGUCUCCUUGUUGACUUGCCGUCUUGACCACACGAAAUGGUCCUUCAUAUAGGCCGCGUUCAGGCUUGGACCUCUUUUUACCAGCACGAAGUCAUCGGCGUGGAGUGUUGGUAUUUUGCCCCUCAUCGAAAUUUCUCUUGAUUCUUUCACGAUACCUUGAUCUACUAUCUUCGGUUCUUGCUGCUGCUGUGAGCUUUAUGUUCUUGUCAAUGCCGAGGCUUAUGUCCGUAGGCAGAUAAGGUGGUCUCCCAGUUGCAGCGAAUAGAGGAAAAGCAUCCCAGGCCAGUUGUAUACAAGCGGUUGUGGUGAGUUACUGCCGCUUCCAGACAACACUUGCAACCACCAUGGAAUGCUAGAUACACGCUAAUGUAUUGAUUGAUGUCCCUGAUAGCCCUUUCAGCUAGACCAUUUGCUGCGGGAUGCUAUGGCGUUGUGAACCGUAACUUUAUGUUACGCUUUUCAGCCGAUUCCUGUAGCCGACGACUUCGGAAAGCAGGUCGAUUGUUGGAGACAAUUACUUUUACAUUGGCAAACAUUUUCGUGUUCAAAAAGGAAAUUACGCUUUUAGCAUCGUCUUCACCAGGUCUUGCUGCAAUUAUCCUGGUGCACUCACAAUACACAAUAAGAAGGCUUGUGUCUUCUUAACUCCUUCAGACUUUUUUCGUAGUUCCUCAAAGUCUGGAUGAAUAACCUCAAAUGGCGUGUUGUCCAUUUGGCAUGUUGUCCAAAUGGUGUGGAGGUCCAUUGUCGUAGACAAUUACUUUUACAUUGUCAGCAGUCACAGAAGGAGACCGUCACAGACCUACCGUCACAGAAGAAGGCCGUGCAAACACUAUUGCGCGUUUUGCGAUCUACCGGCCUUUGUAAAGGUCUUUAACUGGAACGCCUCUUGUGUGUGUGUGCCUCCGUGGGUGCGCGUUUCUUUUUAAAAGUUUUCUCUCUGUCCUCUUUGUAACCCUUAUCUCCCAUCGCCAGUGCAAGUCUGGAUGACUAACCUCAGAUGGCUUGUUAGAAUAUUGUGGUAUAAUCAUUUUUUGCGUCAGCUGUUUAAAUUUUACGUUGUUAAUUUUGCAGUUAUGACAUGAUGAUACAUAGUCUUUUGUUUCUUGCUUCAUGCGAGGCCAUGAGAACCCUUUCGUCAAUUUCAUGUAGGUUGUCCAAAAGCCAUCAUGGCCUCCUGAUUCGGGGCUGUCAUGAUACAGGUCCAAUAUUUUUGGUACCAAGGAAGUAGGAACGUCAACUCGUCCAUUUUUAGCAAGUUGCAAAACCUCGGUUCGUUCCCAUAUCCUUGCAACAUUUGCCUCUUCAUGAUUGUCCGGAAGCAUAAUGGCUAAUCGCGACACUGCAUCCGCGUCCUUAAUAGCUUUAACUUUGCACCUUGCAAAUAUGGAAGGAAGUAGCGGAUGGCUUUUAAAACGGCGAGAGCUUCUCUUUUUGUCGUGGUAUAGUUCAAUUCAGUUUUGUUAAAUGUGUUGCUGUACUAUCAUACUACACGAGGCUAUGGUGGUCGUGAUGAGUCUCUCUGAUACAAGACUGAUCCCGUGUCAUAGUGGGACGCAUCGGUAUUCACUUCGAAGGGCACCGAAAAGUCUGAUGAGUACAACACAGGUUCACAAGAAAUCAUUCGGACGAAUUCUCAGUAGGCGUCAUCGCAUUCGUCUGUCCAACAAAAGGGAACAUCCUUCUGACUCAGUAUUUUCAGACAGCGACUUUUGAGAGCAUAAUCUUACAUGAAUGCUCUGAAAUGGCCCGCCAAGCCUAGAAACACGCGGAGUGAGUGUACAUCGUAUGACAAUACUAGUUUUGCUAUGCGAGCUACCGAUUCUUCUUUCGUACUCUUCGUUGUUCCGUCCAGAACUCUGCCACGAAAUGUCACCUUAGUUUUGAAGAACUCACUCUUCUUGAAAUUAACUUUCAGUUUAUAAUAGAUAACGCAGACAGAAAUAUGACCCAGCUGUUCUUCAUGAAACUUUUCACUUUUAGAGUAUAUGACGAUGUCGUUCACGUAGACAUUGCAGAAGCGUCCAAUGCAGCAAUUCGAAACUGUGUUCAACAUCUUCUUUAAACCAACUAGGUGAGUUUAUCCAUCCCAAGGAAGGCAGUUAUGUUCGUAUAUGCCAAAUGAAGUCAUACGGUGCAUUCCUUGGUGAUCUUCUCGCAGUGGCACCUGCCAGAAGCCCUUGCACAAGUCUAUGCGAGAAAAGCAGGUACAGCCUUCGGUUUCAUCGAUGAUGGCGUCAACCAUUGGCAUUGGAAAAGGAAUCAACAGGGUUUGGUUAUUUACUACUCUGGAAUCCGUCCAUAGCCGCCAGCUGCUGUCUUGCCUUGGAGCGAUGGUGUUAGGCUGCUGAGCACGAGGUCGCGGGAUCGAAUCCCGGCCACGGCGGCCGCAUUUCGAUGGGGGCGAAAUGCGAAAACACCCGUGUACUUAGAUUUAGGUGCACGUUAAAAAACCCCAGGUGGUGAAAAUUUCCGGAGUCCUCCACUACGGCGUGCCUCAUAAUCAGAAAGUGGUUUUGGCACGUAAAGCCCCAUAAUUUUUUGCCUUGGAGCAAUGGUGAUAGGUGGAACAAAGGGAGACACCGACGGGCGAAUUACGUUAGCAUCUAAAAUCUUUUGUAGCUCUUUUAGCCACGCCUUCCUUUCUCUCCUCAAGCUCUAUGGAUUUUUUCUCACAACUGUUCUGUCGGACAGGUGAAAUCGAACUUGAAGUUUGUUGUCGCUGGAUAUCCUCCCAAGCAUACCAGUUCGGGGUAGAGUUGAGGAAUUACACUGUCUUUCUUCAGCAUCCGUGGGUGGUCUUCUUUUAUAAAUACACGAGCGCCUAUGAUCGUCAUGACGUGGUGUGAUUUCAUUAUCAAUUACAACGGUUUCCAGUAUCACUUCGCGAAGCACACAGACGCCGCCGUUCGUCAUCAUGUGGUUUGCUUAAAUUAUCCUUCACAAACAGCUUCCUCUGUUACGUAUUUACUGCACAAAGUAGGUCGAAUGCAAAUAUAGGUCGACCCACAUACUGAACUCGUCGAGAAAUAAAAAUUUACAGGGCCUCUUAUGUUAUCCCUAAGAUGACUUGAAGGUGAAAGCCCAAAUGCCGAUGUAUUAAAUACGGAUACAUGGCGUGCUUAAUUUGCUUAGUGUACCUCGCUCAGUCAUCCCUCUUAAUUCCAAAAAUCCAGGGUUCGACUCCCACCCAAGGUCGCGAGUUCGAGUGCUUUAAAUAACUCGAUCUUAAUUAUGCCUUAACUCCACCUUAGCACUAAAAGUCGUGGGUUCGUAGCCUUUUUGUACCUUUCAUGUCGUCGACGCGUUUUCGGUCAACGUCGAUUGACUGAUCAGACAUAUAAGGCUUCCACCUAUAUGUCGUACAAUUCUAAUAUAGGUCAGCCCAUAUACAUCUUAGGAAAAAAAAAGACUUUGAACACGACUCACCUUCAUUUACUGUAAGCUCGGCUACUAAGUCAAGAUAGUCGAUGCCCCAAGCUGCAUCCUCGUCGGAACUGCCCAAACAAGUCGUCUUCAUCGGAUGUUUCGCAGGUGUCCUUGGCACCCAAAGCGACGUCGUCUCCUUUGCCGUCGAGUUACGUUGGAUAGGCAGGCAUUUUAUAAAGCCAGUCUGAAGAUAAUCCAGAAUGUUUCUACGGUGGGCGCGACGGAGCAACUGUGUAUUAUAUCGGUAGUUUUGCUAGCCUUGUUCACGAAUAUUGGUCGAGAUUCUUUGGUCACGAGUAUAAGUCGAUAGCUCAUUUUUGGGGAGCAUUUAAAAAAAGAAAGAAAUAUGCAAAUCGAAGGUCCACGUUGGAACCGAUGCGAAGCGAAGCUUAAGUAAAGCGGUGAAUAAAUGCUUUACAACUAACAGCGACCCGUAUGAUUUGGUGAUGAGAGGUGUAUGCAAAGAAAAGUAGGGCACGGAUCAAGCAACUUUCGGAGAUUCCGAACCCAUUGUCGAUGAUUGGCCAAGGGAAGGGCACACACAGUGGAACAUACCGAAUGGCUAAAUAAAAGAAAGCAAAGUAAGUCAAAGAAUCUGUGAAGUUCACCAUUCUGUUGACCGGUCGGUAUGCUUUAGACGUGCCUGGGAGCCUAUAUUUAAUGUCCAGGUUAUAAAGUUAUUUUUUGUUAUUCAGAACAGGGAGAUGCAUAUAUCUGACCUACCGUGGUGGAUUAGCGGCUUUGGUUCUGCGCUGCUAAGCACGAGGUCGAGGGGUGAAAUCCUGGCCGCGGCGGCCGAAUUCCGAUUGCGGUGAAAGGCAAAACCGCCAGUGUCCCGAGCAUUGGGGGAAUGUUAAGGAUGCCCUGGUGGUCAAAAUUAUUCCGUAGGCCUCCACUACGGCGUGCCUCAUAAUCACAUCGUGGUUUUGGAACGUAAAACGCCAGACUUCAAUUGAAGAUGUACAUGUUUUGUCAGAAUACAAGAAUGCAAAAAAAUCAAUAAAACAAUUAAGUAUUUCCAAGCGACGACAAACAACAUUAUCUUAGUUCUGUCCAGCUACAUGACAUUUGUGUAUCUUUAAAUCUUGGUGCAUGAUGAUUGGGACAUCCUGUAUAUAUAUCCACAAAUGUAUUCGUCGAGAUAGCCGCCGCACCACAGCCUGGCUGCCACGCCUAAGCCGGAAAUACAGGCAAGCUUUGCUUUAGAAGACGUUCGACCUAAAUUCGAAUAAAUACGUAAUUUGUUGAUUGCAUAAGUCCUACUGCUCGUCAUGCUUCCACUGCUAAUAACAACGGCUUUCAUUAUUAGAAAGGGAGCAAAAAGAAGAGGUCGUCAGGCCAGAUCUGCGGCGACAAAGGUACCAGCGCGUAUGGCAAGUCAGUUCCGCGGAAGCCCGCAAGGUUCGUGAAAAAGAAAAUUGUCAUCCCCCCGGCUGUGGCAAAAAGAUAGAAAGAACACCCGUGCGGGUUUCUCGGAAGGAAAGCUUCGCAGUUGAAUAAAAAUUCGUCCUGGUCCGCGCGGGCAUCGAACACGGGGCGAAUGCCUUUCCGAGCAGCCGCUUUACCAUCUGAGCUAACCAGGAAUCGACGUCACGCUGCAAUCUGCUUGCCUCCUGGACUAACCAUAGGGGGCAAGGAGAUUGCAGCGCGAGGGCGAAUUAAUCGACAACUCUAAGCACCUGCAGAGGCACUGAAUAUUGCAAAUCAGUUCUGCGGAAACCCGUAAGGUGGAGGAAGGCUCACUCCAUCUGAAGCCGUCAGGGAAAAUGCUUUUAAUCUGUUCUACGCGUGCGCCACAACCCGCGAUGGAUGAACCGGUCAGGAAGCGGAUGGAGGAAGAAGUUGACGAAGCCUCUGCAAACUUCUAGAAAUUCCGCUUGCUAAAUUGGGGUUAAUCUUAUCGUCAGCAAUAAUACCAUCUUUCGGUGCGUCAUCUACAGGCUUCAGCCACAGGGACGUGUUUGAUGCCAUUUGCGCUUACAUAUACAAUCAACUAAACGGAUAACUUAUUGAAUGUUCUUUGUUCUUUUGUUUGUUUUUGUAAGUGUUUUUGGUUUUUCUUGUUUCAAUCGCGUAUGUAACAUUUCAGAACAUUAAGUAAAAGUUUCAGCACACAAUUCUUGGCCAAUCCCCCAGUGUGGGUGUGAGCCAUAAUAUGAGGCCAUCAGCAUCAUCGUCGUCGUCGUCAUCAUCACCACUGCAAACGCAGUAUGGCCGCCGCUGCUGUUGUGCAAGCUCCUCCCGUGCGCCCGGCGCUUCCCGCCGGACCACGACGUACCAAGUCGCCGCCGAAGCCACCGCUCAAGCCACCCUCCAAACCAACGGCCAAGUCGCCAGCGAGGCAGCCGCCGCCCGUGGUGACUCAGCAACCCGCCGCUGUAACGCUGCCACCUCCGGUACCCGGUCAGCCAGACGUCAAGAAGCCGGAUGCUGUUCCACGGGUGCCCCAGCGCGAAGUGCCGGAAGGGGUGCACCUCACGGCUCGGCCGAGCAUGACGCCAGAGAAGCUGCCGGACUUUGGCGACGUACCGGUGGUGCUCACGUGUCCGCAGUGCUUCCGCCGGGUCACGACCAGGGUUGAGCUAGAGAACGGACGCUUCGCGAAGUGCAUGGCCUGCUGUACCUGUGCCUCCGUUGUGUGCUGCUGCUGCUUCUGGGUGCCCCUGUACGCGGACUACUUCAAGGACCUGUACCACGUGUGCCCGCAGUGCCACGGCAUCCUGUACGAGAGGAAGCAGAUGGGCUGAAGGCGCAAGGAAGGUCCUGCGAGGACUGCCACUUUAUUCGACAGCUGUCUUCCCGUUUCUUUUACAAGCUUACGUCGUUUGGAAAACAGGCACAUAUACGCUGA
This is a messenger RNA of Dermacentor andersoni, 6393 nucleotides long. RefSeq lists its product as uncharacterized. Gene Ontology annotation, molecular function: zinc ion binding. The record is from RefSeq and is a predicted model, not a curated record. Lineage: Eukaryota; Metazoa; Arthropoda; Arachnida; Ixodida; Ixodidae.